GCACAAGUUACACACCAGGACACUAGGAGUGUUGGUAGGGUACCUCGUGGGGAUCUAUCCGGUGAAUUUAGUUUUAGGCAUUUAAGUGAAAAUGUCGUGGUUAUUUGGAUAUAGGGGAAACCAACCGCCCCCAGAAGCACCACAGAUCCCCGUACCACCUGCUGAAGGUGGUGGCAGCGGAGGCGGCGACGAUAAAAACACGAAAAAGGCCAUGGAAGCAUACCGGUUCGAUUCCUCUGCUUUGGAGAGAGCUGCUCAAGCUGCAAAGGAUCUAGAAAGAUCAAAAUUUGCAAAGGAAGCCCUGGAGCUGUCGAAACAACAAGAGCAAACAAAGCAACAGGAAUAUUUUGCCAGAAUGAAGGAAUAUGAAGCACAUAUUGAACACACCAAGGUUGAACAGAAGAGGGUUGACGGAGAGGAGAAGCGGAAAACUUUGCAAGAGGAGACAAAACAAAACCAGAUUCGCGCUCAGUAUCAGGAUCAGUUGGCCCGGAAAAGAUAUGAAGACCAGCUUCAGCAGCAACAGCGAAUCAAUGACGAGAAUCUUCGGCGGCAGGAGGAGUCUGUGGCAAAGCAGGAAGCAAUGCGGAGGGCCACAAUUGAGCACGAGAUGGACCUGAGGCAUAAGAAUGAAAUGAAGAGAGUGGAAGCAGAACUUCGAGCAAAGGCAAAGGUGGAUAGAGAAAACCAGGAUCUGACUCUUGAGCAGAUCAGGCUGAAGGCUGCCGAGAACAGGGUCACCGUUCUGGAGUCCAUCAAGACAGCUGGGUCUGUGCUUGGGACUGGGGUCCAUGCUCUCCUGGCUGACUGGGACAAGAUUCUCGCAGCUGCUGGUGGUAUAUCCCUGCUCGCUCUUGGUGUAUACUCGGCCAAAGGGACUACAGGGGUAGCAGCUAGACACAUAGAGGCCAGACUUGGCAAACCCUCUCUUGUGCGCGAAACAUCUCGAUUCUCUCUGAUGGAGGUGUUAAGGCACCCGGUGCAGUCAGUGCAGAAGGUAUUCUCCCGAUUCAGGACGCAAGAUGCCCUCUCUGGCGUUGUGCUUGCCCCCAAGCUGGAGGAGCGACUCAGGGACAUCGCAAUAGCAACAAAGAACACAAAACGGAACCGUGGAAUGUACAGGAAUAUCCUUAUGCAUGGUCCCCCUGGUACUGGGAAGACAAUGUUUGCAAAGAAACUGGCAACACAUUCUGGCAUGGACUACGCGAUCAUGACAGGCGGUGAUGUGGCCCCAAUGGGACGUGAAGGUGUGACAGCAAUCCACAAGGUGUUUGACUGGGCUGGCACAACACGCAAAGGACUUCUUCUCUUCGUUGACGAGGCAGAUGCUUUCCUACGAAAAAGGAGUUCUGAGACAAUCAGUGAGGAUCUUCGUGCCACGCUGAAUGCCUUCCUGUACCGCACAGGUGAACAGUCAAACAAGUUUAUGCUAGUUCUGGCUUCAAAUACUCCAGAGCAGUUUGACUGGGCUGUGAAUGAUCGUCUGGAUGAGAUGGUUGAAUUUAGCCUCCCAGGACGCGAAGAACGUGAACGUUUAGUUCGCCUAUACUUUGACCAAUUUGUACUGAAACCAGCAAUGGAAGGAAGAAGACGGUUGAAGCUGGCACAGUUCGACUAUGGGCUGCUGUGCUCUCAGAUCGCCAGCAUGACAGAAGGAAUGUCAGGGCGAGAGAUUGCCAAGCUGGGUGUUGCAUGGCAGGCUGCAGCAUACGCUUCAGAGGAUGGCGUCCUCACAGAACAGAUGGUCAUGGACCGGGUGAUGGAUGCUGUAACACAACACAGGCAGAAGGUGGAGUGGCAGAGUGAACAAGAGCGUCGCGAGUCAAAGACAUUGUCAUAUUCGUCAGAUAAAGAUGCGCUGUAUGUUCCUGUAUUUGCAAAACCAGAUGAGCAGAAGACAGAACCAGGACUGGAGAGGAGUUAGGGAGUUGUGAGUAGUGUUUGUUAUCAAUAUUGUGGCGUGCAUCUACUGCCUGUAGACCUUUUCCAAGUAGUGACAGCUCAUGUGAACAGUGAAAGGGGUCAAGUUAAAGGGCCCACAAUAGUUUCAGUUGUGAAUGGUCAGCUUCAUGCUACUGUUGCAAGGAUAACAUGUAUGAUAGGUCAACCCUAAACCAUUCCAAAUACUGUGAGAACAAGUUAGGAAACACACACACUGUAGCAGUUCUGGCACAUGGAUAUCUUCAAUUUAGUUGUUUCAAAAACUGUAAGACUUACUGAAAGACUGUGUUGGGUAUAGAAUGCUUGUUUUUAUGUGACCUGAACUUUUGUUCGAGAUACUUUGUGCUCCGAUAAAUAUGUAGCAAGUUAUGCUUGAGAAACCUGCAGAAACACAGAAACACACGCAGGUGUUAAUGUAAAAUGUUUGUUAUUGUCGUCUGAUUUUAACUUAAACUGUAUGGGUAAAAAGUCUUAGUAGGAAGUCCUCACUUUCAGAUCUCAUGAAAAUAUUUUAAGUGGUUCUCAUGCUGUAUCAUGCAUUGACAGGUGGAGCCAUCUUAAUCAUUGUUCCACAGGAGCAGGGCUCAUGGUGUGGUCUGAAUCUCUGCUGCCUACUCAUGCUUAAUAUCUGAAGAAGAGUUCAGAAUCCUGUAUUAUUAUAAUUGAAAUUUAUUCGGGGAAAGUGGAGCGCCAAAAUAUUUUGUGUUUGUUUCUGCUCAGUUGUCUCAACUCUUUGGUUGUGGUCUUCUGGCAGUCCAUCCUUCUCAGCAAGGCCAAAGCAACUGACUGCCUCUAAAGCCUCAUUCAUCUCACUGCCAUGUUUGUUUAAUGAAUUUUUAUAAACGUCAUGGGAUCUGUAAUGUCAUUCGGCAAGGUAAAGUAAAGGUGAAGUUGUCCCUGUGCUUAACUAAUUAAGCACUACACCAUGAAGGCAUAUGGAGGAGUGGAUGUAUAGAUCCACAUUUUCUUUAUCUUGGCUCUAGUUGGUGGUGAGUGAUGUCAUUUGGCAAGAUGAUUACAAAUUGUGAUUUGGAAGAAUUUGGAAGAAAAUUCUGCUGACCUCGUAAGCAUUUCUCUGGGGAAUCAAGAAAAGUACAAGAAAUGUUUUUCAUGAAUGGUCUCUGUCUGAAAUUCAAAUACGGAGCCUUGAGGUAUGAAGCAGAACCACUGAUUAUGACCGUCAUGACUUACAAAGUUUGUCAUCAUGGCAAACAUUCUUAAACCCAAAACUUUGACAUGAGGCAUGAUGUGGAAACAUGGCAGCUCAUAAUUAGGCCCCACAAACUGAUUGUCUCCAAGACUAUGGCAUAAGUGAGAAACAUCUGAGCUGUGACUAACUGCAGUAAACUCCCAUUUAUCUGGUAUCCAAGCAUCUGGAAUGUUCAUUGAACUGGCAAAAAUUUUCAAAGGAAAUUUGUGGUGUUUUAAAGUUAUUCGAAAACAAAUUUGUGAUGAGUGUAUGGUCAUGGACCACUUGAUAGUUCUCCCAUCCACCACCUACAACACUACCUGUCUUCCUUCCUCAUACAGAGGCUAGCUGAAUGUUUCACUCACUGAUCUGCUUUGUUACCUAGGGAACUCCAAUGCAAGAGUCAAAAUGGAAACCUGUUGUUGUUUUGACUUAGUAUCACGUUUCUGUAAGAGUUCUUCUCAUGUAACCAGCACACCCCAUUCUCCAUACAUGCCAGAUAAUGCAGAAUUUACUGCACUUAAAAUAGAGUCCUGCUUGAGAAGCUAAUGGUACCACAGCUAGUCAAGAAGAUUUUUGCCAUUUUGUAAGUUGAUGAUGUAUUACCAUGCUCACAUCAGUCUGCCACCCGGCCAUAUCCUGAUCCUGAUCAAUCUGGUCCACACUGCUUUGCCUGAUCUCUUUAGGAUGCACUUUAAUAUUAUCUUGCCAUGUGACUUCCAAAUCCUUCCUUCCAUUGAGGUUCUCUAAGUGAAAUUUUGUAUGUAUUUCUUGCCCAUGUGACCCUCCUUGAGUUGGCAAUCACAUGUCUGCUGAAGAGAAUAAACUGCUGUUUCUUGUUU
Cryptotermes secundus is the source of this 3972-nucleotide messenger RNA. It is a transcript of the gene bor, whose product is annotated as ATPase family AAA domain-containing protein 3-B. NCBI's taxonomy places the organism in Eukaryota, Metazoa, Arthropoda, Insecta, Blattodea, Kalotermitidae. The record is from RefSeq and is a predicted model, not a curated record. Gene Ontology annotation, biological process: mitochondrion organization. Gene Ontology annotation, molecular function: zinc ion binding; ATP hydrolysis activity; ATP binding. The transcript has 10 exons. The coding region runs from base 92 to 1924 and encodes 610 amino acids. Gene Ontology annotation, cellular component: mitochondrion.